UGAUCUUUAAUUUUGUAUAGUAGAAUGAAGUAUAUUUUAUUUAUUUUAAUUUCAACUUGCGUGGUUUCCUCGGGGAAGUCGGCUCUGGAGGAUAAGAUUACCAGAUCCAUGAUACACACCGAUUACGAAGUUAGAAGGUACAUGACUAAGUGUUUUGAGGACUGUAAAAAUUAUAUAAAUGAGAUUGAUGAUUAUAUUCAGAAAAUUGAGGCCGCUAGGUUCAAGGAAAGUUCCAAGAAACACGCCGCCAAAUUCAGGCUCCACUAUAAGGAAUUCUAUGGUGAAUUCAAAAAAUUAAGAACCACGUACGAAGCAUAUAAAUUUGAUGAAAGCGAUCCACUGUUUAGAAGUAAAUUUCGCGAGAAUCUCACUGUGUUUGAUAAAACAUUCAGGAAGGCCAGCUCCACAUACUCUCGCUCCUUCAGGAGCGUAACUAAAUCCCUGACGAAGCUGGAUGAAAGUAAAAUGGCCUAUAUGGAUACAGAAGUGUAUAAAAAGUGUGAGAAGGCUACUUUAAUAACAACUCACAGACUCAGGGCUAUUGAACAAAUGGUUAAAAUAUUAGAAAUCAGAGGAGAUGAAUGCGGUCCCUUAUCUAACAGAGAACAGUUCCACAAGGACGCCACUGAUAAAAUAAAUCGUUUACGUGAUGAAAGUAAGAAGGCGAUAGAUGAGUUCCCGGUAACAGUAGUCAACGAGGAGCAAUAUAACAAGCUGGGCGAAGUUGAGGAACGAGUAAAGACCUUGUUCGAAACUGGAAUUAAAACCCUGGAAGAGUUUGACGAAAAUCUUCGGAAAAUGUAUGAAUCUAAAGGAGGAAAAUACAACGAUGAUUUUAGAAAAUUAAUUAAAUUCUUUGAAAGAAUCCCCUUCAGAUUAUCAAGUUUUGUCACUCCAAAUACCCUGGGAUCCAUGAUUAUCGUCGCUUUCUUACUCAUGAACUUUUAACAACAUUAUUUUGGUUUUAAUCUUUUCUUUUUAAAUUUACUCGUAAUGUGUAUGCUAUGGGGAUUCAUUACGCUUUUCUCUUGAUUUCUCUAUUAAUACAUUAAUUUAAUAAAUAAUUA
Messenger RNA from Theileria parva strain Muguga, 1067 nucleotides. RefSeq names its product putative integral membrane protein. The transcript has a single exon. NCBI's taxonomy places the organism in Eukaryota, Apicomplexa, Aconoidasida, Piroplasmida, Theileriidae. The record is from RefSeq and is a predicted model, not a curated record. Bases 25 to 948 code for a protein of 307 amino acids.